Monoraphidium neglectum is the source of this 1566-nucleotide messenger RNA. RefSeq lists its product as hypothetical. The coding region runs from base 1 to 1566 and encodes 521 amino acids. The record is from RefSeq and is a predicted model, not a curated record. Lineage: Eukaryota; Viridiplantae; Chlorophyta; Chlorophyceae; Sphaeropleales; Selenastraceae. The transcript is spliced from 12 exons. Gene Ontology annotation, molecular function: ATP binding; RNA binding; RNA helicase activity.
AUGGCCGCCGAGCACCAAGAGGAGGAGCUUCUUGAUUACGAGGAGGACGAGGUGGAGAACGCCGGCGAUGCCGGGGCCAAGGCGGACGGCCAGAAGAAGGGGUACGUCGGCAUCCACAGCACGUCCUUCAAGGACUUUUUGCUGAAGCCCGAGUUGGUGAAGGCAAUCGAGCACUGUGGCUUUGAGCACCCCAGUGAAGUGCAGCACGAGUGCAUCCCUCAGGCGAUCAUGGGCAACGACGUGCUGUGCCAGGCCAAGUCGGGCAUGGGCAAGACGGCGGUGUUUGUGAUCUCCAUCCUGCAGCAGAUCAAAGUGCAGGAUGACAAGCCGGAGGUGCUGGCGCUGGUGCUGUGCCACACGCGCGAGCUGGCGUACCAGAUCUGCCACGAGUUCACGCGGUUUGCCGAGUUCAUGCCCAACGUCAAGGUGGGCAACUACUUUGGCGGGCUGGACAUCAAGAAGCAGCGGGCGGAGCUCAAGGACCACACGCCGGCAAUCGUCGUGGGCACGCCCGGGCGCAUCAAGCAGCUUGCCAACGAGAAGGCGCUCAACAUGAUGACUGUGCGCCACUUUGUCAUCGACGAGUGCGACAAGGUGCUGGAGAAGCUUGACAUGCGCGGCGACGUGCAGGACAUCUUCAAGAAGACGCCCCACGAGAAGCAGGUCAUGAUGUUCUCCGCCACCCUGGGCCAGGACAUCCGCCCCGUCUGCAAGAAGUUCAUGUCCAACGGGGUGGUGUUCGCGCUCUCUGCGCCGCCUGCUGCGGCGCUGACAGCUGGCCGUGGCAGCCGCGGCCUCGCGGCCCGUCGCGUCUGCGUUGGCACCUGCGUGUGCGGCCUCCACUUGACGGCGUCUGCAGCCGUCGGCAGUGGCGGCGGCCACACGCCCGAUGCCGGGCAGCACGGCGCGCUCCGCAGCCUCCGGGCCUGCCGCACUGAGUGCAGUGUGGCGACGCUGGACCCACUCCCUAUGGAGAUCUAUGUGGAUGACGAGGCCAAGCUGACUCUCCAUGGGCUGGUGCAGCACUACGUGAUGCUGCAGGAGGACGAGAAGAACAGGAAGCUCACGGACCUGCUGGACGCCCUGGACUUCAACCAGGUGGUCAUCUUUGUGAAGAGCGUGCAGCGGGCCAAGGCGCUCAACGCACUGCUCAACGAGUGCAACUUCCCGUCGGUGUGCAUCCACCGCGGCAUGGCCCAGGACGAGCGCAUCAACGUGUACAGCCAGUUCAAGGAGAACAAGGUGCGCAUCCUGGUGGCGACGGACCUGGUGGGCCGCGGCAUUGACGUGGAGCGCGUCAACAUCGUCAUCAACUACGACAUGCCCGUCACGGACGAGUUGCACGGCAACGGCGCGGCUGCCACCGCCACCACCCUCCUGGCCCCAGACACGUACCUCCACCGUGUGGGCCGUGCGGGCCGCUUCGGCACCAAGGGCCUGGCUAUCACCUUUGUGUCCAGCAAGGAGGACAGCGAGGUCCUCAACGCCGUGCAGGAGCGCUUCGACGUGGACAUCAAGCCCCUGCCCAGCAGCAUAGACGCGUCCACGUACAUGAACCAGGCAUGA